AUGCCGCCAAAGGUUUCUGCCAAAGGGGCUAAGAAAGCCGGAAAAGCAAAGGCCGCACGUAGCGGAGACAAGAAGAAGAAACGACGACGAAAGGAGUCUUACAGCAUCUACAUCUACAAAGUGCUGAAACAAGUCCACCCCGACACUGGAGUCAGCAGCAAAGCUAUGUCUAUCAUGAACAGUUUCGUCAACGACAUUUUCGAGAGAAUCGCUGCCGAAGCUUCAAGACUCGCUCACUACAACAAAAGAUCGACCAUCACCAGCAGGGAAAUCCAAACUGCCGUUCGACUUCUGUUACCCGGUGAGCUCGCCAAGCACGCCGUUUCCGAAGGAACAAAGGCCGUCACCAAAUACACCAGCUCCAAAUAA
Messenger RNA from Amphimedon queenslandica, 369 nucleotides. RefSeq names its product histone H2B, gonadal. Gene Ontology annotation, molecular function: structural constituent of chromatin; protein heterodimerization activity; DNA binding. Bases 1 to 369 code for a protein of 122 amino acids. The record is from RefSeq and is a predicted model, not a curated record. Gene Ontology annotation, cellular component: nucleosome. The transcript has a single exon. Lineage: Eukaryota; Metazoa; Porifera; Demospongiae; Haplosclerida; Niphatidae.